GAUCUAGAUCUAUUAAUAUUAAGAUUUUAUAGAUCGACAGUUUUGAUACAAAAUACAUUAAUUCUUCAUACAAUGUUUUAUUAUUCUAGAUCUAUUUUCCAUUUAAAUUAUUUGGCUAAAUUAUAAUGUAGGAAAAUGCAAGAAAAGCUCGACGUAGAUAAAUUUUAGAUCUAGGUCUAGUGAUCUUUCUUUUUAUUCGACUUAAUAGCUGUAUUAGCCACAGAAUUUCAAAUAACAGUACUGCUAGGCCUACAUAUUAUGUUGGGACAUGGCUAUACACCAUCUAGAUCUAAUUCCUAUAGUCGACUAAGAUGGAAUUAGUCUAUAUUAUAAAUGAUUGUUUCUAACAGGAAAAAAACAACAAAUCUACACUACAGAUCAGUCAGUAAGUCAAGUUAAGGGCACAGAUAGACAGACAUGACCGCAUCAUGGAGCUGACCAAAGUGUCCGUCGUCUUGUCUAUGUUGGCUUGGACACUACUGACCACAACUUCCGGUCAGUGUAUCUCUUCAACUCCAUUUCCGUGUACCUUCAAACUGCUCUACAACAAAACGUUUGUGGACAACAUUGUCCAGUAUCUUGACCAGGACAGCUAUACUGUUAUACUGGAGUACAUUCUCAACUUGACCAAUGUGGGACCGGACUUUGACCUGGUCAAGAGAACCAGCCCUGAUGCGUUUCAACCGUGGAGGUGGUUCCGUACCCAGGGCAAAGCCAGUUCCCAGUUACUUCUCAUCUAUCACUACUACUAUGGCCUCCUGAAGCCCAUGAUGGCAGUCAGCAUCAGUGAACUGAGAGUGGAUCUUGUGGUCAGCCCAAAGGACUGUUUCAGUAACGUGACUCGUGAGGAUGCAGAGGUCAUGAUCAGAAACUAUUUAUUGCAGGAUUUCAACAUUGACAGCAAAACUGCCAAACAUAGCUUCAAGUAUUCUGAUGAUGUUGAGAUUUGUACUGCAAGGAUAGGCAGCAACGCUGGGUGGGGGAAAUUGAUAUACAGAUGCUGUGGCUGUGACUCUGAUGACUCACUCUACUGUCAUGAUGUGUCUGAAGAUGGUUGGGUCUGGGCACUCAAAGUGUUUAUCGUAGUUCUGACUGUCUUCUUUUGUCUCUACAUGCCUGUGCUCAUACCGAAAGCUUACAUUGUGAGCACCUACAGUUAUGACCCUAAAGAUGACCUUAAGUUUCAAAUUGUCAUCACGAAAAAUGCAGAGAGAUAUAGCAAUUUGGAAUCUGCAGCCUUAAUACAAUCAAGUUGUUUGAAACACAUGAAAGCAUUUCUAGAGGAGGUGAAGAAACUUGAAAUUGAUCACAUGACAACGGUCAGCGUAAAAAAACUGGAGCUAUCAAUUAGUGAGGAGAAAAUAUUUGUAGAAAAUGGUCAAACAGUGAAAACAUUGCGAGCUUUAUUUAAUGGACUCAUCAGAUGUAAGAUUCAACGCAGUGAACCAUUGAAAGAAUGUUGUAAUACUCCUGCUUGUGGAACACAUUGUUGCACUAAGUGUCCCAGGUGGAGUUCCUGGCUUCGAGCUUUAAGAACCAUCCUAGUGUUGUCCAUUCUGGCCCUUCCCAGUGUCCCCUUCAUGUAUGCUAUGUGUGUCAAUGGCCUAGACUAUCAAGUCCUGUCUCAGGCCUUCAGGGAGAAAGGACUCAAAAGCACUUUUGAUUUCUACACUGGACCUAUUGUAGGGAAAGUGAUUGUUGGCUUUGUGUCGGUCAUGUAUGUGCUACAUGGACUCAUCAUUGUCAUUGAUGGUGCCAGCAAUCAAAGCAUAAACAAGUUAUACACCGAGGUGCUGAAUGAGGAUGGAAAGAAAGAGAGAGUGCGAAGACGAAUGCAACUGAUGCAAAGGAUAAUCAAAAAAGGUUGUCUGCCCGUGAAAAGAUUUGGUGCCAUAUUUGUUCCAUGUUGGAUUCUGAUGGUGCUUUUGUCUCCCCUUCCUGUUCUGCUGACAUUUUUAAUUAGUAGUCCCAUGGUUCAAGUGAUCAUCCAGCUAGUGAAAAGAAUACUUCUCCGAGCCAGAAUGUUAAAGGACAACCCAAAGAGUGCCAUGAGAAUGUACAACAGAUGUGAAAUGUUUUUGUUUUUCUUCACUGCCAUCUUCAUGGUAGUUGUACUCACUUUUGGUGCCAACUUUCUUGUCCAUGUGUUGGUCAUGACUAUAGUGAUGAUAGUAGUAGAGGCGGAGCUUAUGUACCGGGUUCUCCCAGUCGUUUUCAUCAUGGUAAUCUACAUCAGGGACUCCUACAGUACUAUAGGGAAAAAAUUUGAUGCUUUCCUUGGCACAAUCUUUAACUACGUCAGCAACAAACAAAUAGAUGAAAUGAGGAGGGAGGCGUUCAAGCCAAGUGACGAGCAGGAGAAUAAAAUCUUUAACAUUCCAGCAGACAUUGAUGUACAAAGUAAUCCAUCAGAUGAAAAUACUGCAGAUGAGACAACUGUGACAGUUUCACCUUCCAAAAUGAGACAUCCAAAAUUAACCCCCCUUUUUGAUCUGAAAGAUGGAGCUUUACGUUUUAAGAUGAAACAGUUUCUGGUGUUCUUAGAUAACAAUGACAACUUGUACAUCAGUAAAAAGUUUCUGUUUCACUGCUCAACUGUAGACUGCACUGGGGCACCAGGAACUUUAGGAGAGAACUAUAUCAAUGCCACAAUGGAGUUUUUCAAAAUUGGUGUCUUCAUCCUGUUUAUAUUUCUGGUCAUCAUGGCUUAUGGCUCCAUCUACUACAUCUCUCCCACCAAUCAUCUCUUCAUCACGCUAAUCACUGGCCUCAUUCCACUCAUCAUUAAGAAUAUCUUCAGCGGUGGCAACACUAUACCAACAGUCAAUACUUCCAACUUUAGAUUCCAAGCUCAAUUUAAAGAAAAGGUUGAAACCUUCAAUCAGUGCUGGACAGUAGAAGAUAUCCACUUGAAGCCUAGAGAAUACAAUAAUGAUGACAUUGACCAUGUGUUAAGACUGGAACAGUUUCCAGAGAACAAAAGUGACGUCGACCUGCUUGUUGUCAGCAUAAAUGAUGAAUUCAACCAAUCAUUAUCAGUUGGUCAGAGGCCCAAGAGUCAUGACAGCUCAAGAGGUCAAGGUGACUCAUUAAGAAGUCAUGGAGAUGAAAGAGCUCUACUUGAAGUCACAUCCAACCCAGUCAGUAACAGAGAAAUUGCAUUCACUGACAGACCGUCAAUGAAAGUAAAAACAAUAUUAGCUGACAUCAGUGUUCCAAAAUCAAAGUCUACAGAUGUUCAUCAAACCAAUGUAUAAUGUCACCAUGGAAUUUACUUUUUGUUCAUGUAUUUUCAUAAUGUUGUGAAAGAUAUUGCUAUUAUAGUUAUGAUAUUUUUAUACCUUUCCUCUUAUGUCAAUCUAUUUUUACAAUCCUCUUGCAGCUUGCUUAUACUUCAUAGCUUGAAAAAAACAACAACUUUUGAACAAUUUUUUGCUAACAAUUUGACAGUUUAUAUACAUAUUAGAUUAUUGGCUACAUUGAAAAAAUCUUAUCUCAUAAAGUACAAAAGUUACUUCAAAAGAGAAGAUAGGUCAAUCUAAUCAUGUUAACCACUGACUUAAAUUCUGCCAUGUCAUUGGUUUUCCUGGCUAGCUCAGGCAACCCAUUCAAUGCUCUAAUAGCACUAGGGAAGAAGGAGCAUUUGUACAAAUAUGUCUUAGCAAAUGGAACGAGGAAUGUGCCUUUAUUUUUGUGUCUUUCUGAGUAUUUUAUUAGGUUUUGUUUUUGUAUUUGAAGAUUAUGGUUCAGUGUUUUAUGUAUAAUUGCUACUUUACUUUUAAAUCUUCUAUCCUAGUGAUUUUACUAAAGGUGUUACUCUAGUCAAAUGUGGUUAUUCAUUUGUUAUGAAUCUCACUGCUCUAUUUUGUGUCUGUUCUAGUUUCUUAAUGUUUUCUUGAGUUGAGGGGUCCCAAACGGAGGAUGCAUAUUCUAUUAUUGGCCUAACCAAGGUUAAAUAACAUUUUAGUUUUAUGUUCUUAUUUGAUUUGUAGAGAUUUCUAGUUUGAUUUCCAUGACAGUUUUUCAUUUAUUAUAGCACCUAGGUAUUUUGCAUUUUUAGUCUGUGUUGCUGGUUUACCAUGGAUAAGAUAAGUGGAAUUUGUUGUAUUUUUUUUGUUACUCUUAAUAACUGACAUUUUUCGGGGUGGAAAAACAUAUUCCAAUUUGAUUACAUUUCUGAAUUUCAUCUAAUUUUCUUUGUAAAAUUUCUGUAUCUUGUGUUGUUUUUAUUUUUCUAUAAUAUCAUGUAUAAGAAACAUUUCGCGUUCUUGUUAAGCACAGAAUUUGUUAGUUAAAUAGAUAAAAUAAAAUAAACUGUGCUUAUCACUAUAUCAUGUAGCUGUUUAUGUAAUUAAAUAUUGUUUUUCAUAAUUAUUAUUUACUAUAGUAAUAAUUUUGCUUAAUCAAAGAUGUUAAUCCAAAAUGAGUCUGGUCCCUAUCAUUUCGGACUAUCAGGACUCCACUAUAAUUAAUUUAUUAAGCUCUCUUUAAAGACUUUCUUUGGCCUGUCAUUUAUAUAAGACCACUUACACAAGGUAUACUUGAAAAAUACAAAAUAAAAGAAAGAAAUGGUAGUCUAAUAAACUCAGCAAUGCAGGAUGUUUUGGUGAUGGUUGUAUUGGUGACUAACAUUUCUGGGCUAAUUGUUGUUAACAUAUAUUAUUAAUUAAUAAGAAUACAUUUUUCAAAAGAUUUAAACAUAUUUUAGUUUUGCAUAUGUAUUUCUAUUCCAACGUAUAUAUUUUAUGUGUAAACUUUUUCUAUAAUAUUCUGAAUUAUAAUUAUGUCAUUAAAUGUGUACUUCAUGUCAGUCAUUAUGUUCUUUAGGCAUUAAUGUUAUUCAUUAAGAAUGUGGCUUCACCAUUUGGUGUACAUGUGUGUGUGUGUGCGCUUUUCUUUAAUUAGUCAAAAUUUGUAAGACAUCUUGCUGGACUAUAAUUGUUUUGCCAAUAUGCUUUUUAAAAAUGAAUUUGUCAACAAAACUUAAGUGAACAAUGGUAGGAAAAAAAAUUAUUAUUUUUUUCACACCUAAAUGAUGAAGUAAUACAAAGAAUCACACAAAACAGCAGCUUCAAGAGAUGAUCAUUUGCAUUUAUUAGGUAGUUACAAAUAAUUAAAGUAAAGCAUAUAUUUUUUUCCAUUUUGAGGGCAGCUGGUCUGCCCUUCUAAAAUGUUAAUAUAAAAGAGCUGUAAUGUAAUACAAAUUGCUUGCUUGGAAUUUCAGGGUGGGACUACUAUUGUUCUCUACUUGAAAAUGUCCCUAAAAUUUAUGGAAUUGGCAAGAAGCUUCAUUCAUUGUCCAUUCAUUGAGUCUUCUGGUACCAAUCUGACUUGUUAAGUUCACUCAAUUAUUUGUUAAAUAUUUAAAACUUUGUCUUAUUUUUCAUAAACUGAACAUUUUUGAUUGAGAAAGCUAAAAGCAUGAAAUUAUUCUAAAAAAGAACAAUUGAUAAAAAUAAUUCUAAUCACAAUAUAAAAAUUUGACAGGCCUGUCAUUUAAUAAAAUUCUAUCCAAGGUAAAGAGACAUAGAGGAAUGGAGAAAGAUCUUGUGUGGUGCCCCUGAGGUUUAACAGACAAAGGGAUAGGUGAAAGUUAAUCCAUUAUUGUUUGUCUAGAUCUAUUACAAAUUAUAUUACAUGACUGAUCCAAACUAAUUGAUACAAUUAUACUUAAUAUAAGCUUUGUUUUUUAAAAAGGAUUUUUUUAAAAGGUUUUUCUUGUUAAAUAUCCAGAUUUUCAUGUAGAAAAUAUGUUUAUUACAAAACUCCUAAUUCCAAAGCAGCAAAUGUCCUGCACCAAAACUCAGCUUUAGCGCUAGAUUUGUUUUAUGUACUUUUGUUUGUAAGUAUAAGUUUGUAUUAUUGAAGUCAGAAAGUGAGUUUGCUUUUUAUUAGAAAAACUUUCCUAAUUAUGCGAGAAUGUCAUAAUCAUAUAAUAAUAUAUUGUGGCAUUGAUAUUCUUUCUUUUUAUAGCAAAAAAAUCUGUAUUAGAAAGUUCAUUUUCAGAAGCUUUAUUUGUUUAAAAUUUGUUAUAGCUAAUAAACAUAUUUUAUUACUAGUUCCUUAAUCUUUAUGCAUAGCCAUUGUUUAUGUUCAUUCCUUUUGCAAUCAUUGUAACUUUGGUAAUUUUUUUCAUGUUUAGUUGUUAUUGGUCACAGAUCUUUGUACAAACUUUGUAAGUUUCUAUUAUGUUUAUAUAUAUAUGUAUUAUAUUAUAGUAGGAAAGUUCGUUUUUUUUUUAAUUUCCUUUUUUGUAUGAUAAGUAUGAAAUAUUGACUCAAUUUAUUUGAACACAAGAGUUUUUAUGUCCUUUGCUUUGUACAAUGUUGAUAACAUUCACCAUCAUUCGUUAAUCUAGAUCUUUCAGCAUCAUUUGAUUAAAUGUUUAUCAGCUCACAAUUAUUGUAGGUCACCUUUUAAAUCGAUCAUCAGUUCUCCUGUCCCAGUCUCCUGUAUUUUUUUAUUGAACUGUCAAUCCAAAACAAUAUGUUCAUGUAUUUUCAGAAUAUAUGCAUAUCUCUAUCACCUCUUUUAUAUCAGGCCAGCAUUGUUGGUAGGCCACUUUAUAUUCAUUAGUUUUUAUAUGCACAGAUUCAUAAACACACAAUGUUAUAGAUAUAAAAGAAAUAUUACUGUUUAUUUUGUUUUUUACCAAGCUUUUAUUAACUCUGGUUUUGAUAUCAAAAAGGGAAAUAACUUCCAAAUUAUUGAGAUCUAUAGCUGUAAAGUUCUAUCCUUAAGAUAAGCUUUGUUUUUUAAAAAGGAAUUUUAUUUUUUCCUUGUUUAUAUGUAUGUCAUGUUUAUAUAUAUAUAUAUAUAUCACCAUUAUACUAUAUUGGAGACUUCACAUUUCAUAGGUACCUUGUAUUAUUACAAAUUUAUGCCUGUGUGUACAUCUAUGUACAAGUCACUAAGGUUUUGUUCAACCAAGUGCAAUUAGUUCCUUUUGGUUAAAAUUUUCAUGUUAUUUAACAUUGUGCCAAAUUUA
Biomphalaria glabrata is the source of this 6988-nucleotide messenger RNA. RefSeq lists its product as uncharacterized. Bases 429 to 3257 code for a protein of 942 amino acids. Lineage: Eukaryota; Metazoa; Mollusca; Gastropoda; Planorbidae. The record is from RefSeq and is a predicted model, not a curated record. The transcript has 11 exons.